Aspergillus saccharolyticus JOP 1030-1 is the source of this 2608-nucleotide messenger RNA. RefSeq names its product IlvD/Edd family dehydratase. The transcript is spliced from 4 exons. Bases 396 to 2363 code for a protein of 655 amino acids. Lineage: Eukaryota; Fungi; Ascomycota; Eurotiomycetes; Eurotiales; Aspergillaceae. Gene Ontology annotation, molecular function: hydro-lyase activity. The record is from RefSeq and is a predicted model, not a curated record.
GUGGGGUAAAAAUCCCAGAAGUCAAUGACGGCAAACCACGCGAUCGCAUUUCCCCAAAUCCACCCCGUACCUCUCGUCCCUUUAUUCCGACACUUCGUUUGUGGUUCUGCCCAAGUCGUGUCUCAUUUUGAAUAGUAUUGGUUUAAAUAGCAUCCCUUCCCUCUUCCCGGGAUGAUUCUGCUUUUCAAUUCUUCCUUUCCCGAAAUCCAGCCGAAGCUCAUCCCCGCACGCGGGCUUAUCUACCACUUUGUCUAAAGUUAGUACUACCUCUCUGUCGCUUUUACAAGCCGGCGAAUCUGGCCCGAGGCCAUUCGGCAACUGUGUACUUCGGGGACUCUCCGACUGAAAUCACGGAAAUCCAAUCUACUACACCUUUCUCUUCACAAUCCACAACGAUGCCGUGUGGGUCCCAAUCGACCUGUGAAGGCUGCUCCUGCAGCGCCCAAAAUGGCACACCCCCACCCCCCGUCAACAUCGAAGACUGCGAAUCCGAGCUGCUGGCGCUCCGCAAGCGGACUAUGGAGCUGGAGAAGACGUUAGCCACGAUGGCUAAGAGCAGCGGUGCAUCUGGCCCCAAGCGGGGUCGGCGACUGCGCUCCGCGGACUGGUUCCGAUGCGAAGAGGACCCGGGCAUGAUGGCGCUGUACAUCGAGCGAUAUCUCAACUACGGGAUGACCCGGGAAGAACUGAUGUCCGGCAAGCCCAUCAUUGGAAUCGCGCAGACAGGGUCGGACCUGGCCCCCUGCAAUCGACAUCAUCUGGAACUCGCAAAGCGGGUUCGGGAGGGGAUCAGAUCGGCGGGCGGCAUCGCGUUUGAGUUCCCUACUCAUCCCAUUCAGGAGACGAGUCGACGGCCAACGGCGUGUAUUGAUCGCAACUUGUCGUAUCUGAGUCUGGUGGAGGUUCUGCACGGGUACUUUUUGGACGGAGUGGUCAUGCUCACGGGAUGUGACAAGACAACCCCGGCUUGCUUGAUGGCGGCUGCUACUGUGAAUAUUCCAGCUAUCUGUAUGAAUGUUGGCCCAAUGCUCAACGGCUAUGUUAAGAACGAGCUGGCGGGUUCUGGGAUGGUGGUCUGGAAGGGCAGGGAGAAGUAUGCCGCUGGCGAGAUAAACACGGAAGAAUUUGUGGACUAUAUCUCUCGAGGGACUCCGUCAGCAGGACACUGCAAUACAAUGGGCACAGCGUCAACAAUGAAUGCGCUGGCUGAAGCCUUGGGUAUGGCGCUGCCCGGCUCGGCCGCCAUUCCUGCUCCAUAUCGCGAACGAAGUCAGUGUGCAUAUGAGACGGGUGUACGGAUCGUGGAGAUGGUUCACUCCGAUCGGAAACCGAGUGACAUCAUGACGCGAGAAGCUUUUGAGAAUGUAAUCGUGGUCAACACAGCUAUCGGUGGUAGCACCAAUGCCCCAAUCCACAUCAAUGCCAUAGCAAAGCACAUCGGAGUCGAUCUUUCCCUUGAUGACUGGGAUAAUCUGGGGUUCCAUAUUCCCCUCCUUCUGAACAUGCAACCUGCGGGGGAGCUCCUGGGCGAAGAAUACUACCGCGCAGGUGGACUGCCUGCGAUCAUGGCAGAACUGCUCGACGCAGGGAAGCUGAAUGCAGGGGCUGUCACAUGCAAUGGUCAUACAGUAGCAGAGAAUGUGCGGGGGAAACACACCUGGGACCGUCGGACGAUCCGGGCUUUUGACAAACCUAUCCUUCAAGAUGCCGGGUUCCUUCACCUACGGGGCACGUUGUUUGAGUCUGCCAUCAUGAAGACAUGUGUGAUCUCGGACCAGUUCCGGCAAAGCUUCUUGGAGAAUCCCGAUGAUCGUAAUGCAUUCGAAGGGGCGGUGGUGGUUUUUGACGGACCUGAAGAUUACCACCAUCGGCUUGAGGAUCCUGCAACCCCGAUUACCGACAAGAGUAUUCUGGUAAUGCGCGGGGCUGGACCGCUCGGUUAUCCAGGUGCAGCAGAAGUGGUGAACAUGCAUCCUCCGGGGAACCUUUUGAGACAAGGAGUCAAGUCGCUCCCUUGCAUUGGCGAUGGGCGACAAUCGGGUACCUCCGGAUCUCCAUCGAUCCUGAACGCAAGCCCCGAGGCAGCUGCAGGAGGGAAUCUGGCCAUUUUGAAGGAUGGCGAUCGCCUGCGUGUCGACCUCAACACACGCCGAGUCGAUAUCCUCGUUUCCGCGGAGGAACUGCAAAGACGGCGCGACGAACUCGAGGCCAAAGGAGGGUAUGGAGUGCCGGAAAGCCAGACCCCAUGGCAGGAGUUAUUUCGCAAAGAAACAGGACAGCUGAACGAAGGAAUGGUUCUUCGUGAGGCUGUCAAGUUUCAACGGUUGGCUCAACGUUAUGGGGCACCGAGACAUAACCAUUGAUGAAAUGACGCCAUUCACUUACAGCAAAUUGAAAUAAUAAUCUCUCAAGAAUAACUCUUGGCUCAUGGCCCAGUCCUACUUGUCUGGAAUGUGCGUACUGGCUUUUGGUCAAGUGAUGUAGACCUCAGUCUUGGCCCGUGAUUCCUCUCUUGGAGGAUAAUGCAUCGCACUGGAAGUGUAGGCAGUCGCAUAUGCAGCCUUAACAAAAAAAAGAAAAAGAAAGAAGGAAAAGAAAAACAAUAAGU